AUGACCUCCAGCUGGACAGAUCGUGCGGAAGCCAAAAGAAGUCAAUUGUCUAAUGCCAUUCCUAGCGAGUGGAGAGUUCAAAAACUACCGAGCGGCGACUCGGCGUUUGAAUACACCAAGACAUGCGGGAUACUCUCUCCCGAAGAACUGAGUAUCAUUUCUUCCUCAGCCACGGAUCUUGUUUCACAAUUAUCAACUGGAAAACUGCGAGCCGUUGAUGUGACCCUUGCUUUUUGCAAGUCUGCAGCCAUUGCACAGCAGCUGACGAACUGCAUGCACGAAUUCUUCCCUGAGGAUGCACUAGCGCAGGCAAAACAGCUUGAUCAGUACUAUAGUGAGCACAAGAAACCUGUAGGGCCGCUACAUGGCCUUCCUAUUUCCCUGAAGGACCAGCUUCGUGUCAAGGGAUACGAAACAUCCAUGGCAUAUAUAUCCUGGCUGGGAAAAAGCGACGAACAGGAUUCCAUCCUCACCAACCUUCUGCGCAAAGCAGGUGCGGUCUUCUAUACCAAGACCAGCGUUCCCCAGACUCUAAUGGUUUGUGAGACUAUCAACAAUAUCAUCGGUAGGACCACUAACCCACGCAACAAAAACUGGUCUUGCGGUGGAAGCUCCGGAGGAGAGGGUGCCAUGGUUGGUAUGCGUGGGGGGAUUAUUGGAGUGGCCACAGAUAUAGGUGGCUCCAUUCGGGUUCCUGCUGCCUUUAAUUAUCUGUAUGGAAUCCGCCCCAGUCAUGGAAGGUUGCCAUACGGACGUAUGGCAAAUAGUAUGGAGGGCCAAGAGACUGUUCCUAGCGUCGUGGGUCCAAUUGCCCAUUCCGCUGCAGAUAUCCGGCUGUUCAUGACGGCGGUGCUUCACGAAGAGCCGUGGAAAUACGACUCGAAAGUCAUUCCCAUGCUGUGGAGGUCCGAAGAGGAAGUAGCAGUGAAGAAAAAGAUUGAGGCCGGGGAACUGGCUGUUGGAUUCUAUAAGUCUGAUGACAAUGUACUUCCACAUCCUCCGAUCCUUCGAGGCGUUGACAUGGUUGUUGAUGCCUUGAAGCGGAACGGACACAAAGUGGUGCCUUGGGCACCUUACAAGCAUGCCUUUGCUGUUGACAUGGCCAAUAUCAUAUACGCAGCGGACGGUGGCACUGACGUCGCGCGUCAUAUCAGUGCCUCUGGGGAGCCUUUCAUUCCCAACAUCAAGGAAUUGCUGAACCCCGAUAUCAAGAAAAGGGACCUAAAUGAGGUAUGGGAUGUACAAUUGCAAAAAUGGAAUUAUCAGAUGGAGUAUCUCGAAAAAUGGAGUGAGGUCGAGCAGCAGCUUGGUUCGGAGCUGGAUGCCAUCGUCGCUCCUGUCAGUGCAACUGCCGCUAUUCGCCAUAAUCAAUUCAAGUACUAUGGCUACGCAACCGUCUUUAAUGUGUUGGACCUGACGAGUGUUGUUGUUCCUGUCACCCUUGCCGACCGGAAUCUCGAUCCGAAAAAGGAGAAUUACCAGCCUUUGAAUGAGUUAGAUGAAGUGGUGCAGGCUGAGUACGACGCUGACGCUUACCAUGGGGCUCCUGUGGCAAUCCAGGUCGUUGGCAGGCGAUUAAGUGAGGAAAAGACAUUGGCCAUCGCGGAAGAGAUAGGCAGAUUGCUGGGUAACAUGGUGACUCCUUGA
Messenger RNA from Aspergillus tanneri, 1647 nucleotides. Its product is annotated as amidase. The transcript is spliced from 6 exons. The coding region runs from base 1 to 1647 and encodes 548 amino acids. The record is from RefSeq and is a predicted model, not a curated record. Lineage: Eukaryota; Fungi; Ascomycota; Eurotiomycetes; Eurotiales; Aspergillaceae.